GCCGCGGAGCUGGGGAUUAAUGGGAAAAGUUUUGGCAGGAGGUGGAGGAUUCUGUCGUGGAGGUUGCGGGACGCGGGCGGUGACGCGGGCGGCGGCCAGGACAGUGCUGCGUGGCGUUUGGGGCAUGCUCGUGGUACUCACUCAGUGGCUUCUACUCACCAACAGAUGAAGACACACUCACUGUAGAGGCUGACAGGAACCGUCCUGUGAGGUCCAUCUGCGCUCAGACCCAGACCCAGACGAUGCCAGAGCUAUGACCAGGCCUGCAGGCGUGGCUCCGAGCGGAGAUCAGCCAUGGAGCAGCCACAGGAGGCGGCCCCUGAGGUCCGGGAAGAGGAGGAGAAAGAGGAAGAGGCAGCGGCCGAAGGAGCCCCGCUUCCUUCUAGCAGCAGCUGCACAGACCUCUCCCAGAGCGCCUCGCCACCUUCACUGCUGGACCAGCUGCAGAUGGGCUGUGACGGGGCCUCGGGCGGUGGCCUCAACAUGGAGUGCCGCGUCUGUGGGGACAAGGCAUCGGGCUUCCACUACGGCGUCCAUGCGUGCGAGGGGUGCAAGGGCUUCUUCCGCCGCACGAUCCGCAUGAAGCUGGAGUACGAGAAGUGCGAUCGGAGCUGCAAGAUCCAGAAGAAGAACCGCAACAAAUGCCAGUACUGCCGCUUCCAGAAGUGCCUGGCCCUGGGCAUGUCGCACAAUGCCAUCCGCUUUGGCCGGAUGCCGGAAGCUGAGAAGAGGAAGCUGGUGGCUGGGCUGACGGCCAGCGAGGGGCACCAGCACAACCCGCAGCUGGCUGACCUGAAGGCCUUCUCCAAGCACAUCUACAACGCCUACCUGAAAAACUUCAACAUGACCAAAAAGAAGGCCCGCAGCAUCCUCACUGGCAAGUCCAGCCACACAGCGCCCUUUGUGAUCCACGACAUCGAGACACUGUGGCAGGCGGAGAAGGGCCUGGUGUGGAAGCAGCUGGUGAACAGCCUGCCGCCCUACAAGGAGAUCAGCGUGCACGUCUUCUACCGCUGCCAGUGCACCACGGUGGAGACUGUGCGGGAGCUCACCGAGUUCGCCAAGAGCAUCCCCAACUUCAGCAGCCUCUUCCUCAACGACCAGGUGACACUCCUCAAGUACGGCGUGCACGAAGCCAUCUUCGCCAUGCUGGCCUCCAUCGUCAACAAAGACGGGCUGCUGGUGGCCAACGGCAGCGGUUUCGUCACCCAUGAGUUCCUGCGCAGCCUCCGCAAGCCCUUCAGCGACAUCAUCGAGCCCAAGUUCGAGUUUGCCGUCAAGUUCAACGCCCUGGAACUCGACGACAGUGACCUGGCUCUCUUCAUCGCCGCCAUCAUCCUGUGUGGAGACCGGCCAGGCCUCAUGAACGUGCCACAGGUGGAGGCCAUCCAGGACACCAUCCUGCGUGCCCUCGAGUUCCACCUGCAGGCCAACCACCCCGACAGCCAGUACCUCUUCCCCAAGCUGCUGCAGAAGAUGGCUGACCUGCGGCAGCUGGUCACUGAGCAUGCUCAGAUGAUGCAGUGGUUGAAGAAGACCGAGACCGAGACCUUGCUGCAUCCCCUGCUCCAGGAGAUCUACAAGGACAUGUACUGAGGCUGCCCCAGGCCUCCUGGGGAGCCCCUCUGUGGGACUGUUCCGUGGACCAGCCCACGAGCACGCAGCCCACACGGCCGGGCACACUCCACUCCAGACACAGGAAGCCCCGGCUCCCAGCCUUCCUUUCCUCCGCCCGGCUCCCAGAUCCUCCUGUCUGCUGUCUCCUUUCCCAGUCCUGUCUUCCUGAUGCCUCCAGUGCUUCCUUGCCCUCUGCUUGUCUCCCUCCUCCUCGCUGCCUUUCCGUCCCCACGCUGGUCCUCUGUUGGCAGUCUCACCAGCCGCCUUGGACAGGCCCUCCGCCUUUGCUCCUGUCUUCCCAGGAGCACCCCGCCCCUGGGCCGCCCCUCGUCCUGCUCCUGCAGGCCUAGGGCCU
Molecule: messenger RNA, 1972 nt
Organism: Dipodomys ordii (Ord's kangaroo rat)
Lineage: Eukaryota; Metazoa; Chordata; Mammalia; Rodentia; Heteromyidae
Gene: Ppard
Product: peroxisome proliferator-activated receptor delta
Exons: 8
Coding region: 295-1596 (433 amino acids)
Biological process (GO): negative regulation of transcription by RNA polymerase II; cell differentiation; regulation of lipid metabolic process
Cellular component (GO): nucleus
Molecular function (GO): RNA polymerase II cis-regulatory region sequence-specific DNA binding; zinc ion binding; nuclear receptor activity
Source: RefSeq, a predicted model, not a curated record